Malania oleifera is the source of this 1143-nucleotide messenger RNA. RefSeq lists its product as uncharacterized. Lineage: Eukaryota; Viridiplantae; Streptophyta; Magnoliopsida; Santalales; Ximeniaceae. The coding region runs from base 434 to 856 and encodes 140 amino acids. The record is from RefSeq and is a predicted model, not a curated record. The transcript is spliced from 2 exons.
GGAAAAAAAUAUCCUUUCACCCCUUGUUACUAUAUUUUCCUCCUCAGUUCUUCUAUUCAGUUCGCUCUGCCUCUGCUCCUUCUGUUGAGCUCUAAAACCUCAGAUGGCAGAGAUCAGUUCCGUCGAACUUCCAUCUUUUGUUUCUCUUUUCAAAUCUUCUAAUCUAAUAAUUUCUGUUCUUUCCUGAUCUGGGUCAUCGUUAGUUCUCGCUCAGAUCAUAGUUUCCUCACCUUCAUAUCAGUCUUCUCUAUUUCUACUUUUGAACCCAAGAGCAGAGACGAGAAACGCUUUUGAUUCGUGGCGAUUGAGGAAUUUCUUGAUUUUUAUUAUCUGAUUCUGAGAAAUGGGUUUUGUAUUGAAAAUGCAAAGCACCGCAGUUUCUAAUCAGAAAUCUUAUUCAGUUUGAGAUUUUCUUUAACAAGGUUUUCAAAGGAUGGGUAGAGGUAGGGGAAAAGGGAAAAAGCAGACUGUCAUAGCUGCUCGUGAUGAUCCUGGGAGUGGAGACGAGGAAAAAAUUCCAACCUACAAGAGAAGAGGCAGGCCACAAAAACCAUUGAAGGAUGAUAUUGAAGAUGAUGACGAAGAAGCAGAGAAGAUAGAAGAAGAAGAAGAAGAGAAUGGAAAAGGCUCAACCCCAGUCAAGGAUAUGAAAAACCUGGCUGCCACAGAGAAUGGAAGGAAAAGAAAGAGGUCCUCGCAGGUCAAAGAGAAUUCUGAUAUGGCUAAAGAGGAGAAUGGAGUUGGGACCAAAUCAGCUGUUGAUGGUUCAGUUAAGUCCGUUGGGUUUCGACAAAAUGGGAGCCGGCGUAAAAGCAAGCCUCGGCGGGCUGCUGAAGCUGGUGUUGAGUGCAAGUGAGGUUUGGUUCAGCUGUUGUGAUGGUUUUCAAUCUCCAGAUAAUUAACUAGUGUGGAGUUAGACAGCGAGAGAGUGUUGGUUAAUAUAAUGGUUUCCUAAUUUUAUUUUGUUUAUGUAAUUUUCAAAUCCAUUUUCUUACAAAUGGAUGGAGCUUUUGAACAAAUUAUUAUGCUGAAUAUCUAGCAAGGAGCUACCACUACUUGAUAUAUUAAGUAGUUUUCGUGUUAUGUAUCCAUCACAACCUACCAAAAGCUUUUUCCUUCAUCCAGCGAUAUGACUUUUCUCAA